AUGGCUGCCGAAGCGAUCGGCCUCACGGCCAGCUUGAUCGCGAUCUCGGAGCUAUGCGUGAAAAGCAUCGCCUUGUACCGGACAGUCAAGGACGCCACCAAGAACAGAGCCCGACUGGCGGCAGAAAUUCAGUUCUGCAAAGCCGUCAUUGACGAACUCCAGAAUGCCUCUGCGGACGAUGUAUGGAAGGCGACGAUGGAGGUCCUGGUGGGGGAUGGAGGACCUCUGAAGCUAUUGGAGGAGACUCUGCUUUCUCUCCAUCAGAAGCUGACCCCGAGAGAGGCUAGUCCGAGCAAGGGGUUUCGUCACGGCCUGAACGUCUUGAAGUGGCCUUUCGAGGAGAAGGAAAUCAAGAAAAUUCUCGACAUGAUCGAACGUCAGAAGGCAUCGUUGUCGCUGGCUUUGGACAACAACAGCAGAUAG
Molecule: messenger RNA, 423 nt
Organism: Colletotrichum aenigma
Lineage: Eukaryota; Fungi; Ascomycota; Sordariomycetes; Glomerellales; Glomerellaceae
Exons: 2
Coding region: 1-423 (140 amino acids)
Source: RefSeq, a predicted model, not a curated record